AUGCACGCAUGCACAAUGUUGGUCGUUGACAGCAUGAGGUUGCAUGUCUCUGCCCGACCAUACGUUGUGCCGUCCGUUGACGUUUUGCUAGGUACCCUUCCGGUGCCAUUAGUCUGUCUUCUGGACACCCUUGCACGGGUUAGAGAUUUGGGCCUUGCCCAUAACCCGUGGGAGUACCCUCCCGAGGCAAUCGCGGCGGGUGGUAUUCCGGCGGUGAGAAGGUACUUCGAAGCCAUCUACAUGGGCGGCACUACCGCUGUGACCCGACCUAUCAAGGUCGUCAUCGUUGGGGAGGAGACUGUUGGAAAGACCAGUAUCAAGACCGGGAGGCCGUGCAUGACAAGAGGGUGUGGUGUGGAGAGCACUGUCCACGUGGAUGUCGAAGACCACGAGGUCGAUGGUCACCCGAUUCGAGUGUUUGAUUGUGCCGGUCAGGUUGUCUACUACGGACUGCUCCAGCUGUUUCUCACCCCUCGUGCUGUGUACAUGUUGGUAUGGGAUGCGGCGAAAGCCAGCGAGAUGGAAGGCUUGAAUCUUGAAGACCUUGGGAUUGCUCCAUGGCUACGAUACUUGACGUUCCGCGUGCCGGACGCAAGUGUGAUACUUGUGGGAAACAAGUGCGACCACGUGGUAAGAACCAGGCGUACCGUAGUGGCGGCUGACGUGGAACAUGAGAGCCGCCAAUGGCUGGAGUCCUUGAUAGAGAUUGCGCGCGGACAUCAACCCCGCGGAAUUUCGUUGGAAGACGGCGUCAGUCUUGUGAGCUGUGCAGCAUCUGGCGUAGGCGUCGUGGCACCAUCAUUCGGUGCGGGUUCAGGCUGGCCCUUCGACAAGAAUACGCCGGGGCUUUACCGUCGCAUCGCAUACAACUCUGCCAGUAGGACGAGGGCUGUUACCAUGCAUCUUCCCGAGAGCUAUCGACUCGCCCUUAAGAUGCUUGAGGAGCUGGCGUCAUGCAGUAGGAGCAAGACUGAGCAACACAUCCGCGGCGUCACAAGAGCGAUUUUGGAGGACAAGUGGCAAACCAAGGUGGCUGAGAUGAACAGAGUCGGAACGUCGGUAUCGGCCCCGGACGCGGCCAUGGCUGGUGCAAUCUUGAUCAGGAAGUGGGAAGGGGGACUGGUGGAAUACAGCAGCUACGUCUUCCUCGACGUCGAAUGGUUCGCCACAGUUCUGGAUCCUUUGUUUUGUCACAAGCGAGAUUCAUACGGGAAAAUCUACCUUGGUGGCAUGAGGGUGACGGACGUUGACGGCUUGGACCGGCUGGACGAAGACCAUGUUUUAGAGCCGCAACUCGCUGAAGAGGACUGGCGUUUCCCCUCCCUGCCGAACGACUCCAAUGGGGGCUUGGUGAUUCUUUUGCGCAUGGACACGAAGCCCUCACCUGAUUACGGCAUCAAGCUCAAGGAAGCAGACCAAGCUAACAAGUUCGACCUGAGGCUUGUUGUUGAGUGCUCUUUCAGUCUAGGGUUGCCUCCCGGCUUUGUCGAGCGUCUCCUGGCGCGGUGCUGCCACUUGGGCCUCCCAUACCCGUUCUGGAGAUAUGGAGCUCUAAUAGUGGGGAAAGGCGCGGAAGUAAGGAUGUUUUCACUGAGUUUAGAGUACUCUGAGGAGCGUAAGAUCCUGACGGUCGAGGUGUCCGGGGGGCGUACGGAGGUCUUCGCGUGGGCGGCUCUGUCAAAAGUCCUCUCCGUCACGAUCAAGAUGCUCUCGGAGUUCCCUGGUUUACCUUGCGGGACAACGUUUUUCUGCCCACUCCACAAGACCAAGCGCAUGAAGAUUAGAACAAAAGAUGUGAGCGCCCGAGCUUGUCGCUCAAAAUAUGUUUUUUUCGUUCUGCGGUCCCAGAAGUUCUACCUCAACAAAGACCGUGCGGCUGGCAUAGACCUUCUGGCCGUUGCUCUCCAGGUUGUGGAAUUCUCAGACGAGGAGUUUUUCGAUGAAAGUCUCCGUGAGCAGUUCGCCGAGAAAAUGGCUCUUCGGGGUUGUGCGUCAUGGCUUGGAAGCAUCUCCGAGGGUUCGCGAACGCCAUGGUAUCAGGACGUGAAGACGUUCGUAGGCGCCGCCAGUGUGGCAUGCCUCACUGUCUUUGGGGUGUUCCAUGACGAGGAAGAUGACGACCCUCUUCUAUGGGGGGUGUUUCUGGGCCUUGGCAUGUUGCUAGCUGGAGUAGAGUUUGGUUUAAUUGCCAGAGAGUACAAGCUUUUGUGCUUCACACCAAGGGCCGAGGCGGCGAGCGCUGGAAAUGAAGGGCGGGGUGAGACCCGUGUAUAG
This is a messenger RNA of Ectocarpus sp. CCAP 1310/34, 2274 nucleotides long. The record is from the annotation of a GenBank genome assembly. Lineage: Eukaryota; Phaeophyceae; Ectocarpales; Ectocarpaceae.